Theobroma cacao (cacao) is the source of this 2728-nucleotide messenger RNA. RefSeq names its product potassium transporter 2 (gene KT2). Gene Ontology annotation, cellular component: plasma membrane. Gene Ontology annotation, molecular function: potassium ion transmembrane transporter activity. The record is from RefSeq and is a predicted model, not a curated record. NCBI's taxonomy places the organism in Eukaryota, Viridiplantae, Streptophyta, Magnoliopsida, Malvales, Malvaceae. Gene Ontology annotation, biological process: potassium ion transmembrane transport.
UUAAACAGCUUCUGGUAUGUUCAUUUAACCUUCAAAUCCAUCCAAAACAGCCACUCCUUGCUGUCUUCAAUCCUCAAACAAUAAUCCAAUCCUUUUCACAUGCUUAAUUAUAAACCUUUCACUUAUCAGCUGCACUAACUAAAGUUCCAAGCUUGCUCCUUCCAAAAAAAAAAAAAAAAAGAAGAAAGAAAGAAAGUUCCAAGCUUGUCCAGAGCUGAAUGCAACAAGGGUUCCAUUUGUUGGCCAUUGAUUUUGACAGAAGAAAACAACAUAGACUCAGUGUUAGUCUGCAGCUAAUUGUGUUCACCUGCAAGAAAUUCAGGCUGAAGGUUGAGGCAUAAUUAUCAUGGAUCUUGAAUUUGGGAAGACCUUGGAUGCUUCAAAGAAGGGUUCUUGGAAGACCGCAUCGCUUUUAGCAUAUCAAAGCCUGGGUGUGGUUUAUGGCGACCUAAGUACCUCCCCUCUUUAUGUCUACAAGAGCACAUUUGCUGAAGACAUCCAACAUUCAGAAACAAAUGAAGAGAUUUAUGGCGUUCUAUCCUUCGUCUUCUGGACUCUUACUUUACUCCCUUUAUUCAAGUACGUGUUUGUGGUUCUUCGAGCAGAUGACAAUGGAGAGGGAGGUACUUUUGCAUUGUAUUCUCUUAUAUGCCGACAUGCAAGAGUUAGCCUUCUGCCCAACAGACAGGUUGCUGAUGAAGCACUCUCUACAUAUAAACUUGAGCACCCUCCAGAGAAAAAGAGCAGCUCAAGAGUAAAAAUGUACCUUGAGAAGCACAAGGUCUUGCACACGGCUUUGUUAAUCUUGGUUCUCCUUGGUACUUGUAUGGUAAUUGGAGACGGAGUUCUCACUCCAGCAAUUUCUGUUUUCUCUGCUGUGUCUGGCCUUGAGUUAUCCAUGUCUAAGGAACAUCACCAGUAUGCCGUUAUUCCAAUCACUUGCUUUAUUUUGGUGUGUCUUUUUGCACUUCAACACUAUGGUACACAUCGGGUGGGAUUUUUCUUUGCUCCAAUUGUGUUAACAUGGCUACUAUGCAUCAGUGCCCUUGGCUUAUACAAUAUAAUCCACUGGAACCCGCAUGUCUAUCAAGCUCUUUCUCCAUAUUACAUGUUCAAGUUCUUGAAGAAGACAAGGAAAGGUGGAUGGAUGUCUUUGGGAGGCAUACUGCUAUGCAUAACAGGCUCAGAGGCAAUGUUUGCUGAUCUUGGUCACUUCUCUUAUGCUGCAAUUCAGACUGCUUUUACCUUUCUGGUUUAUCCCGCCCUUAUAUUGGCAUAUAUGGGCCAAGCUGCCUACUUGUCUCAACAUCAUCCUACGAGUUACCAGAUCAGUUUCUAUGUCUCGGUUCCAGAAAGUGUGAGAUGGCCUGUGCUGGUGGUGGCGAUUCUCGCUUCUGUUGUGGGAAGCCAAGCAAUUAUUAGUGGAACAUUCUCGAUCAUCAACCAGAGCCAAUCACUUGGCUGUUUUCCUAGAGUCAAGGUUAUUCACACCUCUGACAAGAUACAUGGCCAGAUUUAUAUCCCUGAAAUCAAUUGGGUGCUCAUGAUCCUCUGUAUUGCUGUGACUAUUGGAUUUAGAGACACAAAACACAUGGGGAAUGCAUCAGGAUUAGCAGUGAUGACUGUGAUGUUAGUGACGACGUGCCUCACUUCCCUGGUUAUCAUCCUGUGUUGGAACAAACCUCCUCUUGUAGCUCUUUCCUUUCUUCUGUUCUUUGGUUCUGUUGAGUUGCUUUACUUUUCAGCUUCACUCACCAAGUUCACAGAAGGUGCUUGGCUCCCUAUUCUCCUGGCCCUUUUCCUCAUGACAAUCAUGUUUGUAUGGCAUUAUGCCACCAUCAAGAAAUAUGAGUUUGAUCUCCACAAUAAGGUAUCACUAGAAUGGCUUUUAGCAUUGGGUCCAAGCUUAGGAAUCGUUCGAGUACCAGGCAUAGGCUUAGUUUUUACUGAUCUCACCUCGGGAAUCCCUGCUAACUUUUCUCGUUUUGUCACUAACCUUCCUGCCUUCCACCGUGUCCUCGUCUUUGUGUGUGUGAAAUCAGUACCUGUCCCCUAUGUGCCCCUGGCUGAGCGUUAUCUUGUAGGCCGUGUAGGUCCUGCAGCUCAUCGGUCUUAUAGGUGCAUUGUUCGUUAUGGAUACCGAGAUGUACACCAGGAAGUUGACUCUUUUGAAUCGGAACUAAUAGCCAAACUGGCUGAUUUCAUCCGCUAUGAUUGGUAUCGAAGACAGCAGACUAAUCCCUAUACUGAUGAUGAUGCUUCCCACUCCAAUGAAUCAUCCAGUGAAUGUAGGUUGGCUGUGAUCGGGACAGUAGCAUUUUCUGGCACACCAGGUUAUGAGAUUGAGGAAAGUGUGCAACCAGAAAGUGUCUCUGGUGGAUUCUCAACAGUAGAGAGCGUAACAGAUGUCAUCGAAAUGGAGCCUGUGGGUGCUGUCCAAAGAAGAGUUAGGUUUGCCAUUGAUGAUGACUCUGAAUCUGACACGCGGACUGAUAUGGAGGUGCACUUGCGAGAAGAGCUAGAAGAUCUGUUGGCAGCCCAGGAAGCUGGGACUGCAUUCAUACUUGGGCACUCACAUGUUCGAGCAAAGCAGGGAUCUUCUGUUUUAAAGAGAUUGGCCAUUAACUUUGGCUACAAUUUCUUGAGAAGGAAUUGCCGGGGACCAGAUGUGACACUCAAGGUGCCACCAGUAUCUUUGUUAGAGGUUGGCAUGGUUUAUGUCGUGUAA